Nymphaea colorata (pocket water lily) is the source of this 2988-nucleotide messenger RNA. Its product is annotated as probable metal-nicotianamine transporter YSL9. Gene Ontology annotation, molecular function: oligopeptide transmembrane transporter activity; iron-nicotianamine transmembrane transporter activity. NCBI's taxonomy places the organism in Eukaryota, Viridiplantae, Streptophyta, Magnoliopsida, Nymphaeales, Nymphaeaceae. The transcript has 7 exons. Gene Ontology annotation, biological process: response to iron ion; seed development. The coding region runs from base 515 to 2554 and encodes 679 amino acids. The record is from RefSeq and is a predicted model, not a curated record. Gene Ontology annotation, cellular component: plasma membrane.
AACAUGUAACCUUUUUGGCGGCUGAUCGAGUAGAGGAUUUCGCUCGUCAAUCUUAUCGCCGAUGAGGGAAGACAGACCAUCUCUGUUCGCAAAUCGCAGAGUCUGCGGGCUCGUUCCGUCGGGAAACAGGGAUUAUAUCGUUGGAAUGGCCCCCAUCUUCAGAUAAGGACGCUUCUCUCUUUUUCUCCCUCUCGUUGUUGGUUGCCCCCCAACGUCAUCAUCUUGCUGCCUAGUGCCUAAGCAAUGAAAAAGACCCUUAAAAAAGUCGCUUCCUGUCAAAUUCAUUGAACAAACAUCGCACAAAUUGUACGCCAAACGAAAAAAUCAAGGCCAAAUUUGGUGGCUUCACUCCUCACGAGUAUGACUAAUAAAUGAGAAACCCGUUCAUAUAUCCCCUCUUCGCGGCGGCAGCAACCGAUUUUCCGAAGAUCCUCCACCCACCAUGUACUACAAUCUGUACUCCCAAGAAGAGUACAUGCUCUAUAAAUGGACAAGUAAUUCGUAGAGAGGUUGAAUGUGGAGUGUCCAAAUGAAAUUGAGGAUGAAAGAGGAAUCGGGGACCCCGGCGAGAGAAUAUGAGAUGCAGCAGGUUGAUGGGGAGGAAGAAUCGCAAGCCAAUGGAACUACCCUCUGGCAGGAUUGCAAGAAGCCGGCGCCAUGGUUCCAACAGAUCACUGCAAGAGGGCUGUUUGCCAGCCUUGUGAUUGGGGUGAUGUACAGUGUGAUCGUUAUGAAACUGAAUCUUACCACAGGUUUGGUUCCUUCCCUCAAUGUCUCCGCCGCGUUGCUGGCCUUCGUCUGUUUGAGGAGUUGGACGACGGUCCUCCAUAGGGCCGGCAUCGUCACUGUGCCCUUCACGCGCCAGGAGAACACGGUAGUGCAAACGUGCGCCGUCGCCUGUUACAGUAUUGCCUUCGGAGGCGGUUUUGGAUCUUACCUGCUGGGGAUGAGCAAGAAGACGUACGAACAAGCGGGGACGGAUACGGUUGGGAAUAGUCCCGGCAGCUACAAGGACCCGGCUGUAGGGUGGAUGAUUGCUUUUCUUUUUGCUAGUGCUUUUGUUGGGCUUCUGGCCCUCGUUCCACUUAGAAAGAUUAUGAUAAUUGAUUACAAGCUGAAUUAUCCGACUGGGACUGCGACUGCUGUUCUCAUCAAUGGCUUCCACACUGUUCGGGGGAACAAAACAGCAAAGAAGCAGGUUCGAGGCUUCGCGAAAUAUUUUAGCCUUAGUUUUGUUUGGUCUUUUUUCCAGUGGUUCUACACCGGAGGAGAAUCUUGUGGAUUUUCAAACUUCCCCACCUUCGGUUUGAGAGCUUGGAAGCAGACAUUCUAUUUUGAUUUCAGCUUGACGUAUGUUGGGGCGGGGAUGAUUUGUUCACAUCUGGUUAACUUAUCUCUGCUUCUUGGAGCUGUGCUCUCGUGGGGGAUAAUGUGGCCUCUGAUUGGUGAUCAUAAAGGAAAUUGGUAUCCUGGGAGUCUACCACAAAGCAGCAUGAAAAGCCUUCAAGGUUACAAGGUUUUCAUCUCAAUUGCUCUUAUCCUUGGUGAUGGGCUCUACAACUUUGUAAAAAUACUUGCCUUCACUAUCAGGAACAUAUAUGAUCAAUUCAAGAACCGGAACAUUAGACCAGGCCCCAUGGAGAAUCACACAGAAGAUCGUGGACUAAAUGAAUUUUUCAUGAGGGAAGGCAUUCCAUUAUGGCUAGCUGCAUCAGGUUAUGCAGCUUUUGCUGUGGUUGCUAUCAUCUUAAUCCCUUUCAUGUUUCCAGAGAUGAAGUGGUAUUAUGUCGCAAUAGCAUACAUUUUUGCUCCAGCUUUAGGAUUUUGCAAUGCAUAUGGUGCUGGUCUCACUGACAUGAACAUGGCAUAUAACUAUGGGAAGGUCUCCCUCUUUGUCUUGGCUGCAUGGGCUGGCAAAGAUGGUGGUGGUGUGAUGGCUGGCCUUGUUGGUUGUGGUCUCAUCAAGUCGAUUGUUUCCAUCUCAGCUGACCUGAUGCAGGAUUUUAAGACUGCACAUUUGACUGUUACUUCCCCAAGGUCUAUGGUAAUAAGCCAGGCUAUUGGAACUGCAAUGGGGUGCGUUGUUGCUCCGCUGACCUUCUGGUUGUUCUACAAGGCCUUUGACGUGGGAAAUCCUGAUGGAGAAUUCAAAGCUCCCUAUGCACUGAUAUACAGAAACAUGGCUAUACUUGGUGUGGAGGGCUUCUCCGCACUUCCACAGCAUUGCUUGCAACUUUGCUAUGGCUUCUUCAGUUUUGCCAUGCUACUCAAUUUAGCCAGAGACCUGUUGCCAGAGGGAGCUGGGAAAUACAUUCCUUUACCUAUGGCGAUGGCAGUGCCAUUUUUAGUUGGUGCAUACUUUGCAAUUGACAUGUGUAUUGGAAGUUUGAUCAAGUUCGUAUGGGGUAGGAUUAGCAAGAAGAAGGCAACUGUGAUGGUUCCUGCAGUUGCUUCUGGUCUGAUAUGUGGAGAAGGCCUGUGGAUCCUCCCUUCCUCUAUUCUAGCGCUGGCUAAGGUGAAGCCGCCGCUGUGCAUGAGGUUCUCAUCUGGAUAGUUGAAUGAUGGUUCUGCAGGUCACUUCCAAUGAGAUUUGCUUCACUGAUGCAUCGUAUUUGCCCCAAAAUAAUGUCAUAUACUUCAUAGGGACUAACUGGCCUACGUCGAGAGAUGAAUUUUGUAGCAGGCUCAUAGCAGCAGCAUGACUGGGAAAUGCAUGUGGCUACCUGUCAUUUUGUUUACUCUUCGUGAAGGAGGAUAGCGAUUCCAAUUGCAGUAACUAAAACUGCGCCCUUCAAUGGGAAUUGUUUCCCCUUUCUCUCAUGGGUGCAGUGGAUCACGCAAAUAUUCAUAUCUAAAACGUAUGCGCUUUUCAAGAAUAUUUUAUACCGGAAGCAAAGAGGUGGAUGUGAAUUGUAGCCAUGAUUUUUAUUGACAUGUACUGUAAGAUAGCCUGGUAAAUAAUUUGUUCAUGAAGCUAUUUUGUUCUUC